This is a messenger RNA of Volvox carteri f. nagariensis, 1307 nucleotides long. RefSeq lists its product as uncharacterized. Gene Ontology annotation, molecular function: protein binding. NCBI's taxonomy places the organism in Eukaryota, Viridiplantae, Chlorophyta, Chlorophyceae, Chlamydomonadales, Volvocaceae. The record is from RefSeq and is a predicted model, not a curated record. The transcript has 4 exons. The coding region runs from base 114 to 482 and encodes 122 amino acids.
CCUGCUCAUAAGUAUAGGGUAAUCUAGAUGUGGACAACUUGGCAAAGGAGUUGCCUUGCUUUAUAAUGUUGCUUCCUUAGUGCUUUCAAUAGAAGUAGCUAACGGGAAGAAGAAUGGAUGAGGGAGAGUCCAUUAACGUUAGAUUUAGACACGCCGCUGGUGACCUAGGCCCGUUUGCUUUCUCAGAAGCAUCCAGCGUGCAGGUGCUGAAGGACAAGGUAUUCGCAGAGUGGCCGAAAGAUGGCCUGUGGUCAAAGGAGCCGCCCAGUCAGCCUGCUGAUGUGCGCCUCAUCAUAUCUGGCAAAUUUUUGGACAGUGCAAAGCAGCUUAAAGAGUACAAGCGUGAUAUGGGAGAGGUGAAGCCGGAUACUGUGGUGACGAUGUUAGUACAUAUCCGACCGCAGCCAGCGCCGACAAAGCAACAAGGGACACAAACGCCGCAGAAGCAGGAACAGAAAGGCUGCGGGUGUAUCAUCUGCUAAGGUGACUGCUUGAAGACCCUUUCACCGUCUUAGGAUGGGAUCCUCUUGUUUCAUGCUGGAGGGGGAGGUGAACAGCCCUGCGCAAUACACCUCGCGGACCAGCAGCCAGCGAACGCUGCGUUUCGCCUUGGGCGAUACUGUCGUCGCAGAUCCUGGGCGUCACCUGUGAUGUGCAUGGUUCGCGGCGUGGUUAAUUAAUGGUUAACGGUAAUGGCCGACUCAUGAGAGGCAGUCGUGGACAUCGCUUGCAAGGAGCGCGGCUGAGGGCGAUAAGGGAAGCCAAGUACAGGGAAAGGGGUAGAAGUAAGGAGAUGGAUAUACGUAAACUGAGGCGGAUAUGUAGGCUGCGCCAUGCGCCAUAGGGGAAAACGGGAUUGAAACGCGAUGGGUCCGGCUUAGGUGGGUAUGGGUUGCGGCGCUUCGACUGGACGUGUAGGAUUUUGAUUACAAUUCGGGAAGACAUGGAAAAUAUACAGGACACGCUGCCGAGAAGUGUGUUUUGCUGAGGACAAGAUGUUGAGCGAAAGGCACUCAUGUUUUUCAUUUUUGUCUGGUUGCCGCAUGCUGACGUUAUGGUGGAAGUCGUCUCUAGACAAUGACCUGGGGGUGUUGUGUGUAUAGGUGAGUGUGUGUAAUUGUGGCGAGGAUUUGUUAGUUGGCAAUUAAGCCCACGUCUUGGUGCAUUUCGUCAGAACUGACGACUGUGCUUAUUCUUGUUUCAAUUUUCUGGGACUAUUAUUUGGAGCAUUAAAUCCGGAGGUAGGGCCUGAAAAAGGCCAGCAGUUGGACGUCGAUAAAUGUUUCAAUUUAAAAGGAGUCCAUGUG